CAAUAAUUGAACAAACACAACUUCCUUCUUCAACCAACGCACUCGAAAAGUCUUGCGCUCUAGCUUGACUUGUACAGCCAGUGCAGAAAGAUGGGUGAUACAGGGAUUCCAUUGGCCUCAGUGCCCUCAAAAAGGCCAUUGGACGAGGUCGCAGUUGCAGAACAGGUACCAGCCGACGCCACUGGAGGCACGGCUGAGACCGUUCCAAGCAAUGGCCUCGGCGGCGCACACAAUGGCGAAGAAGCUUUGGAAUCUGCUGCCAAGAGACCGAAGCUUGAGGGGGACGUAUCAUCUACGCCCGUCAAAUCGGAUUCUAGAGACGGUGGCCGGGGGGUCGCUAUGAUCAAGGCAGAAUAUCUCAUACAUAGACCUGCAAAGGAAGCGACCGCAUUAGAGCCAGCCGCUGCCCAGGACGACGAAGCUGAAGGCAAAAAAUACGCAGUGGAUGAUCGGGAUAAUAGAGAUGGCGGCGACAAGAAGAAAAAGAAGGAGAGGGGCCAGAAUACUUCCCGCAACUUUGGGUCGUCAAACGAUUUCAUCAAGCUGUGCAAUAGCGUCGCCAAUUCGUCCGAGUUCUCGCCAAAGACAUGCUCGUUUGGAGAGAGAUGCAACCUUAGCCACGACCUCCGCAAAUACCUGAAAGAAGGCAAACGGGAAGACCUUACUACAUUUGAUGGAAAGUGCCCGGUAUGGGAGGUUAAUGGCAGGUGCUAUGCCGGCUGGAAAUGUCGGUUUGUCUCGAGCCAUAUGGAGGAGAUUGAAAGAGAAGAUGGCAGAAAAGAGCUUGUUCUCACAAUCGACCCAGUCAGAGCAACCGCCGCUGAGCUUGAAGACGAGGAAAACAGGGCUGGAGUGGCCAACAUUGUGUCAACCGCAGAUAAACUUGACCUGGCUAGGAGGAGAUUCAAGACCGUAAGGUCUGAUCAAUAUAAUGCAUGGCUCGAGAAAGAGACGAAGGCGUCGGAGAUCUUUCACAACCAAAAGAAGGGGGAAACUGAGGACCACCGCGCCCAGUUUGUAGAUCCGCCAUUCCGCGCAUCUGAGAAGCGUCGGCUCUACUACGGCCCUGAGACACCAGUUUUGGCUCCAUUAACAACACAAGGCAACCUGCCAUUCAGACGCUUAUGUGUUGAACUAGGGGCCGAAAUCACGUAUUCCGAGAUGGCAAUGUCCGAGUCGAUCAUCAAGGGUGGAAAGGGAGAAUGGGCUUUAAUGAAGGCUCACGAGUCCGAGCUCACACCUCCGAAGUACACGCCUACAUCAACUGUUCAAAAUUAUGAUAACGUUAAGGAUCUGAAAUUCGGUGUCCAGAUUUCGUCGAGUAAGCCGUGGAUGGCUUUCAAGGCGACGGAGGCACUGGUGACCCUUGUUCCCAACCUUCGCAGCAUAGAUCUCAACUGCGGUUGCCCUAUCGAGCUCGUAUACAAGACUGGUGCUGGUUCAGGACUCCUUGACGCUCCAUCAAAGCUCGAGAAAAUGAUCCGCGGUAUGAAUGCUGUCUCUUUGGAUAUCCCUAUUACAGCUAAGAUCCGCAUGGGCACUCGUGACAACAAACCCACGGCCACUAAGACCAUUGAGCGUCUUGCUUUCGGUGGUUUGGAGUCGCGCGAUCGUCUGGGUCCUCCUGGCUGUGCUGCAAUAACUCUGCAUGGACGCAGUAGGCAGCAGAGGUAUACAAAGAGCGCUGAUUGGAGCUAUAUCGCCGAGUGUGCCGCUCAGAUAAAGAGCUACCACAAGAAGAAGGACGAGUUAACCGAUACGAUUAACGAGCCCGAUGCGAGAGACCUGCCGAAUGGGGAGAAGCUGUACUUCAUCGGCAACGGUGAUUGUUACUCGCAUGUUGAUUACUUCGACCAUGUCCAAAACGGUGGCGUGGACUCCGUCAUGCUUGCACGUGGAGCACUCAUCAAGCCUUGGUUGUUUGAAGAGAUCCAAGCGGGACAGUAUAUCGAUAAGUCGUCUACUGAGCGUCUUGCGUAUAUUGAGAAAUUCGCGAGAUAUGGACUCGACGCCUGGGGCAGUGACGAGAUGGGUGUGGGCCAGACUAGACGAUUCUUGCUGGAGUGGCUCAGCUUUGCCCAUAGAUAUGUGCCAGUUGGCAUUCUGGAGCAUCUGCCGCCCAGCCUGCAGGAUAGGCCGCCGGCAUAUAGGUCGAGAGAUGACAUGGAGGGCCUGCUGGCGAGUGCUAAUUAUAAGGACUGGAUCAAGAUCAGUGAGAUGUUUUUGGGCCCAGCGCAUAAAGAUUUCCAGUUCCAGCCGAAGCAUAAGUCAAACAGCUAUGAUGGUAUCGAAGCUGAGGGUUAAUGGAUGGGUGCAGACAGAGCCUAGCGGAAGGACUAGAGAUGCAUAUAUUGUAGAGUAUAUAGAACAAUACCAUCGCAUCAUAAGCAUAUCAUUACUACAG
Molecule: messenger RNA, 2404 nt
Organism: Pseudogymnoascus verrucosus
Lineage: Eukaryota; Fungi; Ascomycota; Leotiomycetes; Thelebolales; Thelebolaceae
Gene: DUS3
Product: tRNA-dihydrouridine synthase 3
Exons: 3
Coding region: 91-2304 (737 amino acids)
Biological process (GO): tRNA processing
Molecular function (GO): RNA binding; metal ion binding; tRNA dihydrouridine synthase activity
Source: RefSeq, a predicted model, not a curated record